AUGCUCGACAAGCCUCUUCCUCCUUCGCGGGGAUCCACUCCAUCGUUACUUCUCAAGGCAGAGAUCGAACACCUGCGGCAGCUUCUCGUCCACUACCAUGAGGAGAUCAGAGCAACGAAGGAACUAGUGAAGGGUACAUCUCAAGGGCUGGAACAGGCGGAGCUGUCAUUCUUCAAGAUGAAAGAAGAGGAGAUGCGGAUUCAGGGAGAGUGCGAUGCAUCUAUGGCGACAGAUACCCGCAUAGCUAGAGGCAUCUGGAGAGGAUGUACAUGCCCGUCACACCAGGCUAUCUACAACGGCUGGCCAACACACAACGCUGACCUAACAAUCGCUCAAUGUAUGAGAACAUGCAUGUACUGCUGA
Messenger RNA from Pseudogymnoascus destructans, 363 nucleotides. RefSeq lists its product as uncharacterized. Bases 1 to 363 code for a protein of 120 amino acids. The record is from RefSeq and is a predicted model, not a curated record. Lineage: Eukaryota; Fungi; Ascomycota; Leotiomycetes; Thelebolales; Thelebolaceae. The transcript has a single exon.